CGUGCAAUAUGUUUGACCACUGCUUCAAGGUGACUCAGAACAGAAGGGAAACCACAGCGUUUACUCUGCAUUCAUAACCCCAAGCUCUAGGGUUUUCUGAAGAACUGUCUGCUUGUCUGUAAGUAGACUUCUAACCAUCUGUGCUUCCUGUUCUGAUGCUUCUUCUUGGCUUCAGCUCUGAGGAUUAGAAGUUAAACCCUUUGGGCUUCUCUCCAUUUGAAAAAGCUUGAUUUGAGUAUAAAUAUACAGCAAUGCAAAUGCCAUGGACGUGGAUCGUGUUCAUCUGUCUGAGUGGAAUAGUUUCAUCAGAACAAAACUUGGACUCUCGGCAUGACGUGGAUGCAUUAAUGGAAGUCUCUGCUGAGAUAUCUGAAUUAGAAAUAGCACCCGUUCCUUCGCCAAGGAUCGACGCAGGGGCGACAGUGUCGGGUGCACACGCUGUUGAAGAGAGUGAGGAUGAGCAUCUCCAAGCAAAUGCAGAGAAAGUGAUCAAGCAGGAAAAAACUGGCUCUGGAAACCUGGAGGCUAGCAGAAGAAGGAGAAGUGCCUGGGGGAAGAGGAAACAUGCAGCCACAGUGGAGUCCAUCGCAUAUAGAAUAGCAGGUUUGGGGCGACCCAUAAGCGGCUGGAGAAAGCGUGGAAAAGGAGGGGAGGGCAGCAACGCUCUUAUGGCUGCACUCAGGGAACUCCACGCUGAGAAGAGAAGGCUGAUGGAUCUCAGGAAAGCACGAGAGGAGGAGGAGGAUGAUGAUGACGAUGAGGACGAUGAUGAUGAAGACGACGACGAUGAUGAUGAAGAGGAGGAGGAGGAAGAAGAAGAGGUUAUAGUUUGUAAUCUAAGUUGUCUUAUUUACUUACUGAUUUGUCCGGUUAAUUAA
Molecule: messenger RNA, 878 nt
Organism: Oreochromis niloticus (Nile tilapia)
Lineage: Eukaryota; Metazoa; Chordata; Actinopteri; Cichliformes; Cichlidae
Product: putative DNA helicase INO80
Exons: 3
Coding region: 252-878 (208 amino acids)
Source: RefSeq, a predicted model, not a curated record